UAAACAAGGUCCAACUUGAAGGAUCUGAACCCUAAACUUCAGAUUAAGCGUCCAUCCUCUCUUCUCCGCUCCAUUUCACAGAAACCGGAGCUCGACGGUGAACAAGUUUCGGCUAAGGGUCUUUUAUCUCUGCUUUUCCGGCUACAGUUUGAAGCGAGUUGCACAAUGCCGUCUCUCCAAACAGCAUUGCCUCCUGAACUAGCCAACAAUGCUAUCCGACUUUAUCGUGAGUGUCUCCGACGAGCAAAAUAUAUUGGCAGUAAGCAACAUAAUACAGAGCUUCUUGUUGGUAUGGUAAGACAGCAGUUCAAAAAGCAUAUGCACGAGACUGAUCCGGAUAGAAUUCAGAAAUUGAAGGAUGAUGCUGCGAGGGGGCUCAUAAACCACAUGUUGCAUGAAUCUGAGAAGAUGACUGGCCGGAAAUUCAGCCAGAGUUCUUGAACUUGCCUGUUCCAAGCAAUUGGCUUUUAGGACCAGACUGAAAGUUUGUUAUUAGCAUGAUGUUUUAUUAGCAUAAUUAAUACAGACCAUACAGCCAUGCUAAAAAUUUUACAAGAAGUUGAGCUUGUGAUGAGGCUCACGGGAAUCUGAAGAACGUGGCAUCAUUUCUGAUUAUCAUGCGAAUACAUUUUUCCAUAUUCUUGAUUGAUUAGAGCCCUGGAAUAAUUAAAACAUAUUCCCUCUGUAGUAAACUUGUCACCUUUCAGUUUGAGGUUCGAUUUUUUCAUUCUGUUUUUCCCCCCACCUUUGAGGGUCAACUUUCCUACAGCUUGGCCAGGAAUAUUGAGAAGUAUUUAUGGUACUUUUGAGAUGAAAAUGCCUUAAUCUUUUAA
Messenger RNA from Nicotiana tabacum (common tobacco), 833 nucleotides. RefSeq lists its product as uncharacterized. Lineage: Eukaryota; Viridiplantae; Streptophyta; Magnoliopsida; Solanales; Solanaceae. The record is from RefSeq and is a predicted model, not a curated record.